AAGGUUGUAUUCCCGUGGUGUGAUUGAUUACCGUUAGCCGCCCAUUGUCUGCCCAACCGUAAUCCCGCAGACACUCUACAGGCCAAAUAUAGGCUGUCGUCAUAUCUCUCAAAGACUACCUAGGUACCUCUACCCCUGGGGAUUAAAGAAAAAGCGGGCCCCUGGUUAGAACCGCAAUACAGAGAGAGGCAGUUUCCUAUUCUUCCCUUUCGCAUCCCAUCCCCAGCAUGAAGGCCAUUAGGCGAUCCUUGAAAGGGGAGAAAGAUCCCAAACACCACCACAUCUCUAUCACCCCCAAAUCUGCUAUUGCGAUUCUGCCUCCUAAGAAAGUGAUCAAAGCUCUCUACGACUACCAACCGGAGGGAACAUCUCCGGAAUUGGCGUUCAGCAAGGGAGAUUUCUUUCACGUUAUCAGCAGGGAGGACGAUUCAGAUUGGUACGAAGCGUUGCUAGGGGGGCUCGUGCCCGUCUCCUUUUUUGAGGUUAUCGGCAAAAACGAGAGGGAUAGUGGGGGUUCCGCCGACUUGCCCCAGGACCACGACUCAGGUUUCUCCAACCGCACCGAUUCCGCCACCACCAAAAACGGCGCGUUCAGAAUGUCUGCACUCAAAGGUCAGGGCGCUAUGGUCUAUGGCAUUGUUCAGUAUGACUUUCAGGCUGAGCGGCCCGAUGAAUUGGAUGCGAAGGCCGGCGAGGCCAUUAUUGUCAUCGCCCAGUCCAACCCGGAAUGGUUCGUCGCCAAACCCAUUGGUCGCCUUGGUGGCCCGGGGCUCAUCCCCGUCUCUUUCAUCGAAUUGCGCGACAUGCAGAGCGGUCAGGCUGUGACCGAUCCACUGGACGCGGUGCGACGCGCCGGGGUCCCCAAGGUCGAGGAAUGGAAGAAAAUGACGGCGGAGUAUAAAAACAGCAGUAUCACUCUAGGCAAGAUUGAGUCCGGCCACGGUGGCAGCAUGAUGGGUGUCACCUCGGGCAUGGACAAAAUGUCCAUGGGCCACCAGAGCCAUCUGAGUCAAAACGGCAACAACUAUGAAUACCACCAGCGCAACGCCAGCAAGGGAACUAUCUCGCAGGCGCCGAUGCCGCAACAACAAGGCUACCCCCUCCUAGUCCCCGUCUCCGCCUAUAUUCCCCGCUACUGUUUCGACAACGACAAAUACUGGUAUAUCAUCGAGGCAAAGAUGGAGGAUGGACGCUGCUGGGAGCUGUCGCGUUACUACCACGACUUCUAUGACUUCCAGAUUGCUCUAUUGACUCAAUUUGAAGAUGAAGCCGGUAACCGUGGUCGUGCACGAACUCUACCAUUCAUGCCUGGCCCUGUCACUCAUGUGACCGAUGCCAUCUCCAACGGCCGCCGACAGAACCUCGACGAAUAUAUCAAGAAACUCCUGUCUAUGCCCCCGCAUAUCUCCCGCUGCCCACUUGUCCGAGAACUCUUUGCACCCCGUGAAGGGGACUUUGAGAUUGAUCCUAGUGCUUUCGGAGAGGAUGCCCGGUACUCCGGUGGAUCCCAACAAUCUGCUGGCGUGGAUGCCUCGCAAAGUGUGUCGCGCCAGUCUUCGCAGCAGCAAAUCAAUACACCCACGGAUCGCGCAUCUCAGCAGCGCGCGCAAGCCCCUGCAGCCUACGCUAAUGGUGGCCAACCACCCAUGAACCGACAACCAAGCUCCCUCACUCAAGCCUCUGGCGCAUCAAGCAACAGCGCCAUGAAGGUCAAGGUGUUCUUCCAGGAUGACUUGAUUGCCAUUCGAAUUCCAGCUGGUGUGAGCAUGCAACAUCUCAAGGACAAGCUGUCUGAUCGGUUGAAGAUCCAGGAAGAUAUCAUUGUGCAGUACCGCGAUGAAUCUACCGGCUCAUACGUUGACCUUCACACGGAUCAAGACCUGGAAAGCGCCAUGCAGCGGAACACCAAGCUGACUCUCUUCGUCAGCAUCGCAUAAAAAGCAAGUCGGUUCUUUCCGGUGUUGCGGUCAACGAUAGACUUAUUGGUUCCACCGGGGUGUUUUCGCCGGUAAAUGUUUGAAAUGACUAGGGUGCAUCGGCGUUUUUUGAUAUGCGUGGUUUGUUUACUUGUUUUAUCUCUGACUGGUUAGUAUUCCUUGAGCGAUUUUACUUGGUCCACGAGGACGUGAUCGCAAUGUUACGAAUCUGAUGCGAGAUGUACGGCAUGGUUUCCUUUUUAUCUUUCCGAUCUCUCUUGGUUUUCAUUGUCUGUUAACUAUGUUCACUACGCGCGUUGUGGGUUCUGCUCUCUGUUCAAUCUUCUUCUGUUCUUUUUAUCUGAGCUUUGGUUUCGCAUUUGAUCUAUAUCCUCUGUUGUUUACGGAUCGUACCCCGGUCUGUCUGCUUCUGCGUGUACAUAUGUCUUUCUGCUCAUGCAUAUACUGUGAUGCUAUAUUUAGCCUUACUUUAGCACUGCAGUGAUACUCCACAGCCCCUACUUUACCAACAUAACUGAUGAUAUCAAUUGUCAAAGAUCGCAACGCUAAUCAAU
Molecule: messenger RNA, 2491 nt
Organism: Penicillium canescens
Lineage: Eukaryota; Fungi; Ascomycota; Eurotiomycetes; Eurotiales; Aspergillaceae
Product: phosphatidylinositol-3-phosphate-binding protein BEM1
Exons: 5
Coding region: 228-1937 (569 amino acids)
Biological process (GO): conjugation with cellular fusion
Cellular component (GO): mating projection tip
Molecular function (GO): phosphatidylinositol binding; protein binding
Source: RefSeq, a predicted model, not a curated record